AUGCAUCCUCGCGGCGGCGCCUCGGCCAAGCCAGGCUUCUGGAGCAGCCAUGUCGGCGUCGGCGACGAGAGCUUCAUGCGCUCCUGGGCGACCUCGCCGUCCGUCACCUUCUCCCUCCUCCUCAACCGCUUCGACGAGCGGAUCCCGCGGGACCACGACAGCCAGAGCCUGGACGACCUGCUCAGCCCGGAGGAAGAGUUCGUGGAGGAAGAGGAGUCCACCGAAUCCGAGCCCGAGCCGGAGCCCAUGGAGGAGGAAUUUGAUGGUGUGCUCGUUGAAGAUGCUGUUGCCGAAGCCCUGCACAGACUGGGGCGCUCAGCCCCCGGCACAGAACAUGUCUACCUUGAUCUGUCGCUUUCGAACCGCAGUUUAAGUGACAUUCAAGUUCUCUGCAGAUACGUACAUCUUGAAAAGCUAGAUCUUUCCUACAAUAAAAUUAAUGAUCUCUCCUGUGUCAGUUACAUGCCUUACUUGUUGGAACUGGAUGUUUCCCAUAACGAGCUGACCACGUACUUUGACUUCAUACCACCUGAGAACCUCCAAGUAGUGAAUUUUUCGUACAACGGGAUUCUGGAAAUGCGAGAUCUUUCUGCCUACCAGUCACUUACAAAGCUUAUAUUGGACAAUAACGAUAUCAAAGAGAUUCGAGGCCUAGAGAAGUGCCACAGCCUGACUCACCUGAGCCUGGCAAACAACCAGAUCACAGCCAUCACUGGCCUGAAAAACCUACCAAUCAAGACCCUCUGCCUGAAAUCAAACGAAAUAGAGAAAGCUGUUGGCUUGGAAGAUCUAAAAGUUCUACAGAUCUUGGACUUGUCCGGCAAUCGGAUCAGCAGAUUGGAAGGUCUGGAAGAGCACAAUCUACUUGAGGAGAUCAACCUAGAAAAUAACCAGGUGUCUGAACUGAGUGAGCUGGAAUAUAUUGAAGACCUGCCUCUCCUCAGAGUGUUUAAUCUGUUAAACAAUCCAGUGCAGGAACACGCGGAUUAUUGGCUCCUGGUCAUUUUCAUGCUGCUUCGUCUUACGGAGCUGGACCACAAGAAAAUCACAGUGCAACAAAAGGUUGCAGCUGUGAACAAGUACGACCCUCCUCCCGAAGUGGUGGCCGCCCAGGAUCACAUGACCCAUAUCAUGUACAGCAUGAUGCAGCCGCAACGGAUCUUCAAUAGCACCCUGCCUAGUCUUGAUGCUCCGUACCCCAUGUUGGUGUUGACUGGACCCCUGGAAUGCUGGAAACGAGAACUUUGCCACAGGCUCUGCAGGAAGUUCAACAACUAUUUCAGAUACAGUCCCUGCCAUACAUCGAGGGCUCCUUAUUUUGGAGAAGAAAACAGAUUAGAUUACUACUUCAUGUCCCAGGAGGAGUUUGACAAAAUGGUGACCAUGGGGAAAUUUAUUGCCACUUUUAAAUAUAGCGGCUUCUACUACGGACUGGGCCGAGACACCAUUGAAUCCAUCGCUCGGGAGGGUCUUGCGACCUGUGUCCACAUGGAAAUAGAGGGUGUGAGAAGUUUGAAGAAUUCCUACUUCGAACCACGUUACAUCUUACUGAUCCCAAUGAACAAAGAAAAAUACGGGGGUCACCUGCGAAGGAAGGGGCUUUUCAGUAGGCCAGAGAUUGAUGAAGCCGUCUGUAGAGUGGACAUGUACAUCAAACUGAACCAGGAUUUCCCAGGGUUCUUUGAUGCCGUCAUCAGCGUAGACGACUAUGAUGAAGCCUUCACCAAGCUGAGCCGCCUCAUUGAGGAGUUCCUGGGUCUAAAACAGCCUUCAGAGCCUGAGGCCACAGAUCCAGCACCAGGCAGCAGUCUCCUCUCAGCUCCGAGCAAAUCAUCCUCAGCAGUCCUGAAAACGGCCGAUGUCAAAGGCACCGACGGAGUAGCACCGUCGCCCACGCCCAAUGAAUUUCUGGACUCCUCGGCCAAAAACUACUCUGCCGUGAUCUCAGCCAAGCUUUCAGCACAGAAAACACCUGUGGAAGAGGCGUCUCUGCAGAGGCGGCAACGUACAGCCAAGCAGGGCCUGAUGGGGAAGGCCAUUAGCUCAUACUCCCAGCUGUUUCAAAGGGAUCUCGUCGGCAGCGCCACAUCGGGCAGCGCGCACGCUCGGUUCCUGGAGCCUCCGGCUUUCGCCUCCCUGCUUUCGCCUGGAGGUUCUGCCAGCCAGGUCCCGCCCACGAGCCCAGACCGAAGCUCCAAAGAACCAGGCCGGCGUUCGCUCGCUUCCCCGGCUGGGGCCUUUUCAUCCCGUGGGUCGUCUCCCCGGUCCUCAAAGGGCUUCGCUGUUCCAGCAGCUGACGAGACCGAUGGCGAUCAGGCGGACCGAAAAGAUCCAGAUCAUCCUGAGACCAAAGAGAAGAAAACCCCAAAAUCCAAAACGGCUUCCCCAAUCGUCUCGCAAGUCACUCUCCGCCCCGGUUCCAACACCAAACCCGUGCUCCCUCCCAUCCCGUCGGGGCGGAAAAAGCCCAAACCCCUGGUGUCCGAAAGCCACGUCUCUUCCCUGUUCCCCAGCCCAAAGCCUUAGCUGGAACCACUCCGCUGCCCCUUCGAGGAAGAAUCCUCACCGGAGUCCUCGGUUUCU
Messenger RNA from Elgaria multicarinata webbii, 2583 nucleotides. RefSeq names its product leucine rich repeats and guanylate kinase domain containing (gene LRGUK). The record is from RefSeq and is a predicted model, not a curated record. Lineage: Eukaryota; Metazoa; Chordata; Lepidosauria; Squamata; Anguidae. Gene Ontology annotation, molecular function: protein binding; GMP kinase activity. The coding region runs from base 1 to 2526 and encodes 841 amino acids. The transcript is spliced from 20 exons. Gene Ontology annotation, cellular component: cytosol.